Messenger RNA from Erinaceus europaeus (western European hedgehog), 2436 nucleotides. RefSeq names its product adaptor related protein complex 5 subunit mu 1 (gene AP5M1). Gene Ontology annotation, cellular component: lysosome; AP-type membrane coat adaptor complex; cytosol. NCBI's taxonomy places the organism in Eukaryota, Metazoa, Chordata, Mammalia, Eulipotyphla, Erinaceidae. The transcript has 8 exons. The coding region runs from base 267 to 1736 and encodes 489 amino acids. Gene Ontology annotation, biological process: endosomal transport. The record is from RefSeq and is a predicted model, not a curated record.
UGCCAGGAGAGGUAAAUCGCUCCAGGUUCUUGCUAGGUGCGGAUUGUCAGAACUUUACGUAAUGUGUUUGCCAGGAGUAGCAGACAUGGUUUGAUCAUUUCUGCAGAAGCGUCUUCUCUGCUGAGCUCGACCUGUUUGUGGUGGGCGGGUGGCUCUGGAUGAUUGAGCCUUGGGGCUUCUAGGAAGAAUCCAUCUGAGAAAGCAGGCUUGUGCUCUUCUUCCUCGGUGACAACCUUAGCGAUGAGUUGAUGUUUUAGUGACUCACCAUGGCUCAGCGGGCAGUGUGGCUCAUAAGCCACGAGCCGGGAACUCCGCUUUGUGGCACCGUCAGGUUUUCAAGGCGGUAUCCAACUGUUGAAAAAAGGGCCUCAGUCUUCAACGGAACAAGUUAUGUGCCUAUUCCUGAAGAUGGCCCCUUCCUUAAAGCACUACUCUUUGAGCUUAGAUUGCUGGAUGAUAAUGACUUUGUGGAAAGUCGUGAUAGCUGCUCACACAUCAAUAAAACAUCUGUCUACAGACUCCCAGUAGGAAGCGAAGAACUCUGGCCAGUCAUAGCUUUUCUAAAGAAUAGCAUGGUAUAUGCUUGUGUUCCACUAGUUGAACAAACAUUAUGCCCUCGUCCACCAUUAGUUAGCAUUAGUGGAAUUUCACAAGGUUUUGAACUACUCUUUGGGAUACAGGACUUUCUCUACUCACGUCAAAAAAAUGACAUUGAGCUUAAUACAAAACUGAAUCAACUUCCUGACUUGCUUUUACAAGCUUGUCCAUUUGGUACUUUGUUAGACGCCAACUUACAGAAUUCUCUAGAUAGUAUAAAUUUUGCUUCUGUGACUCAGUCACAAAAACAACCAGCCUGGAAAACAGGAGCAUACAAAGGAAAACCACAAGUUUCUAUUUCUAUCACUGAAAAGGUAAAAUCCAUGCAAUAUGACAAACAGGAUAUAGCAGAUACAUGGCAAGUUGUUGGAGCUGUCACUUGCAAGUGUGAUUUAGAAGGAAUCACACCAAAUGUUACCAUCAGCUUGAGUCUUCCCACCAAUGGAUCUCCGCUUCAAGAUAUUCUUGUUCAUCCUUGUGUAACUUCUCUUGACUCUGCAAUUCUGACUUCUAGUAGUAUUGAUGCAAUUGAUGAUUCUGCAUUUAGUGGGCCUUACAAGUUUCCUUUCACUCCACCUUUAGAGUCAUUCAACUUGUGCUAUUACACUUCCCAGGUUCCUGUCCCACCAAUUUUGGGUUUUUAUCAAAUCAAAGAGGAAGAAGUCCAACUAAAAAUAACAGUUAAUCUAAAACUUCAUGAAAGUGUGAGAAAUAAUUUUGAAUUCUGUGAAGCUCAUAUACCUUUUUAUAACAGAGGUCCAAUCACACAUGUGGAAUAUAAAGUUAGUUUUGGACAGCUUGAAGUAUUCCGAGAGAAAAGUUUACUGAUCUGGAUUAUUGGACAGAAGUUCCCUAAAUCAAUGGAAAUUAGUCUUUCUGGAACUGUAACUUUUGGAGCCAAGAACCAUGACAAACAGCCAUUUGACCAGAUUUGCAUUGGAAGUACAGCGUAUUUAAAGCUUCAUUUUCGGAUCUUAGAUUACACACUGACUGGGUGUUACGCAGAUCAGCAUUCAGUUCAAGUUUUUGCGUCAGGAAAACCAAAAAUAAGCACACAUCGGAAACUCAUUUCUUCUGACUAUUACAUCUGGAAUUCUAAAGCCCCUGCUCCAAUAACAUAUGGAUCAUUAUUACUCUAAUUGUCUCAUGGUUUAAUGGGAUUUCUAUAAUAAUGGUAUAUCAUAAAUAAUAAUGUUUAUAAGUAUACAUGUAACCUGUGAGUAAGGAGUUAUUGAAUGAUUUAGUUAAAAACCCAGAGAUGAUUCAAAACUUUAAAUAGUAGGGAUUCACUUUAGCCUUAUUUUAAACUAGGCUUUGUUCACCCUUCCACACAUGUUCCUUCCUGUCCCUGUGACAGACAUGACUAGUCAAUCACAGCACUUUUUCUCCUCUUAGCCUUCUUGGAUAAAGGCUCACACUCCUCAGUGCAGAGACAACUCAAGUGGAUUAUAGGUGAUGUGCAGGAUCAAAGAUUUUUCUAUUUGUUCUUCCAAACCUAAGUAUUGUUAAAGAAUUGCAGAGAUCACAUUAAAGACAUCUGUGUGUAUUCUGGUGGGGGAGAAGGGGGAAACUAUGUAAAUAGUAACUCGUUUUUAAUCAGAACUAUCCUAUUGAGUAGAAUCUGUACAGUUCUAUUUAAUAUUUUAUUUCUCUGUUCUAAAGUUAAUUUUCUGCCACCGUUAAUACUUUUUAUAGGAUUUCAGUAAGCACAGUAGGAAUGACUUACCUUCAGAAGAUGAACAGUGUUUUGUGAUCAUUUAAUGUCUGUAACCAAAUGUUGAAAUAUAAUAUUGCUUCUUUUUUAUGCUUUAUUAACAUUAAAAUUCACUCAUGACUAAA